CGACAGAGUCGAUAAAAAUAUUGACAACUCAUUUAAAAAAUGGCGGCAGACGUAAACACAGAGAUAACGUUCAAUUCGGCGAGAAUGUGGUUCCCAAUAAUUAUAAACACGGUAAUGUCUAUCGUCGCCUACUUAGCGACAGUAAGAAUAAUUCCAGGAAUAAAAGACAAGUUCAUCAAAGCCAACUUGUUCGGAAUCGACAUGAGCAAGACGACCAGCGAAAAAGUGCCUGAAUCUCUGGGCGUUAUAUCGGGAUGCUCUUUCCUAGUCACCAUGUUUCUGUUCAUACCGAUUCCGUUCGGGAACAGCCUUUUCAACGGCGAUUUUCCUCAUGACGAAUUUGUGGAACUUAUUGCAGCGCUGUUGUCCAUUUGCUGCAUGCUCCUGCUCGGUUUCGCAGAUGACGUUUUGGAUCUGCGCUGGAGACACAAACUACUGCUUCCCACCAUAGCAUCCUUACCCUUGUUGAUGGUCUAUUAUGUUAAUUUCAAUUCGACGACUAUAGUCGUACCAAAACCUUUCAGAGACUUUUUCGGAUUCUCUGUGGACAUUGGGUUGCUUUAUUAUGUUUAUAUGGGGAUGUUGGCGGUUUUCUGCACGAACGCUAUCAAUAUUCUUGCCGGUGUGAAUGGAUUAGAAACUGGCCAAAGUGUUGUAAUUGCUUUAUCAAUUAUCAUCUUCAAUGUGAUGGAGUUGAAUGGAGCUCUUUGGAAAGCCCAUUUGUUCAGUCUUUACUUCAUGUUGCCUUAUACUGCCACUACGCUGGCUCUGCUGAAACACAAUUGGUACCCAUCGAAAGUCUUCGUUGGCGACACAUUCUGCUACUUUUCUGGUAUGACUUUCGCCGUCGUCGGCAUCCUGGGCCAUUUCAGCAAAACUACUUUGCUCUUCUUCAUCCCUCAAGUGUUCAACUUCCUGUACUCCUCUCCACAGCUGUUUCGUCUGAUUCCCUGUCCGCGACACAGGCUACCGAGGUUCAAUUCCAAAACAGAUUGCAUGGAGAUCAGUACGACUGUGUUCAAAUACUCGGAGUUGAACCUUCUGGGAAAGUUCGUGAUAAGUCUCUUCAGGAUGUUCAGGUUGAUUAGGUGGCAGGAGACUAAAGACGGAUGCGUUAUUACUAAUAAUCUCACUUUAAUCAAUUUGGUACUGCUAUACUUAGGUCCAUUGCACGAAGCAAAGCUGACCAGCGUUCUAAUAGCCAUUCAGGUUUUCUUCACAGGUGUGGCUUUUGUGAUUAGGUAUCCCUUGGCGUCUAUUUUUUACGAUGUUUAGGUGUUGUAGGUGUGAAUUUCUAAUCUUGAUUGGGGUAAAAUAUGAAUUUCUGACCUAGUUUCGAAUGUAUCUUUGACACAAGACGAGUUUUGCACCAAAAUUUUAUCUAUACUUGACGGUUCAUUUUGCAUAUAAAAGUUAUGUGAGGUAAUAAUAGUUCAGAGGUGCUGUCAGAAUGUAUAAUGGACUCAGGUAUAGGUCUUCUAGUAUCCAAAUUAAAGUCAGAGUGUAUGACUUUCAUUUCGUUUGUCUUUAUUAUUUGUAGAAAAUACAGACCUGUACGAUAUGUAUGUGACUGCUUAUUUUGGAAAGAUUUCUUUUAGAACAACCCCAUAGCUUGUACGCGUAUAUAUUGUAUAUAGUGUGAAAAUAGAAGUAACUUAUUUUUAUAGCUACCACAAUUUCCAAAGAAAGAAUGACUGCUUUAUAUUUAAAUAUUAUUUUAGAAUAAUUUUAUAAGGCACCUCACCUCGUCUGCAAUUAGCUACAUCCUAUUAUUAAUUGUUAGUAUGUAUAAUGAGGACAACCUCUGCGAAAUCAAGGCAAAUGAAAAAAAAAAUCUAGUCUCUGAAAAUUCUGAUGCCAAUGACCAUCUCAUUUGGAGUUGUAUGGAGUUGAAAAUAUAACGAAUUAACGGCACACACACACACGGUGAGAGCGGAAAUGUGGUUUGACAGAAUCAAAAAAGGCAUAUAUAAAGUCCUUCGAUCAUUAAUACUGAUUCUGUGAAAAAGCACGAUUUACAGCUCCAUCUAUAGUUUAGGACGAGGCGCAAAAAUGUAAUAAGUUUUUUCGUUUUAGGUAUGCCAUAGAAUUGAAUUGAAUUUGAUUCUUGAUACAUAUAAUUGAAACUUGGGGCUACAGUAAAGUUAGGAAUUGAUUUUUGUAGUAUAUUAUGGAGGUGAUAAUGUUCUGUUUUUAUGUUAUUUUCAAUAAAUAGAUCUUAUUUGCCAUGA
Molecule: messenger RNA, 2231 nt
Organism: Leptinotarsa decemlineata (Colorado potato beetle)
Lineage: Eukaryota; Metazoa; Arthropoda; Insecta; Coleoptera; Chrysomelidae
Gene: Alg7
Product: Alg7 dolichyl-phosphate N-acetylglucosaminephosphotransferase
Biological process (GO): dolichol-linked oligosaccharide biosynthetic process
Cellular component (GO): membrane
Molecular function (GO): UDP-N-acetylglucosamine-dolichyl-phosphate N-acetylglucosaminephosphotransferase activity
Source: RefSeq, a predicted model, not a curated record